ACGACAAAGCCAAUUUAGAGCCACGCUUUUUGCAAGAAAAAUCUGAAAAUGAAACGGUUCUUCCACCAAAAAAAACACUACAAUCUGUUUCUUUAUAUUCCCAGAAUCUUCUCUUUAAUCCAUUUUUAUUUGUCUCUGUUUUAGUUUUGCUUAGGAUUCCCUCCUAUAAACAUAAUAAAGUACUCAAAAGAAAGAGAUUAAUUAAAGAAAAUAAUGUGUGUUCAGGACACAGAGCAAGCUAGUGAAGAAAUCUCGAGUGUGGGUGGUAAAGAAGAGCAGCAGUCUUGGCCUUUACAUUGUCAACUGUUGCAUACCCACAUGGAUUCCACUGACACAAUCACUACUGUCGCCAAUUCUUCUCCGCUAGAAAGUAUUUCUGAGGAUAGAGUGGAUGUGGAGAGGAAACAGAAUCAAUUAGCCAAUUUCGUCCCGGUUCUCCGCUCAGGAGAGUGGUCCGACAUUGGUUGUCGGCCUUAUAUGGAGGAUACACAUAUUUGCAUCAGCGACUUGGCUAAGAACUUUGGUUAUGGUGUGCUUAGUGGAGAAUCGAUCGCUUUCUAUGGUGUAUUUGAUGGGCAUGGGGGAAAGAGUGCAGCACACUUUGUCCGAGAUCAUUUGCCUAGAGUCAUUGUCAAGGAUGCAGAUUUUCCCUUAGGACUUGAGAAAGUGAUCACAAGGUCAUUUAUUGAGACUGAUGCUGCUCUUGCUGAAACAUGCUCUCUUGAGCCUGCCCUGUCUUCUGGUACAACUGCACUCACUGCCAUGAUAUUUGGGAGGUCUUUGCUUGUGGCAAAUGCUGGUGAUUGUCGGGCUGUAUUAUCACGGGAUGGAAUUGCUAUAGAAAUGUCAAAGGACCAUAGACCUUGCUGCACUAGGGAAAGGAAACGGGUCGAGUCCCUAGGAGGAUAUGUUGAAGACGGUUACUUAAAUGGUCUGUUAGGUGUUACCCGAGCAUUAGGCAAUUGGCACCUUGAAGGGAUGAAGGUUAAGGGCAUGGGCGGUCCAUUGAGUGCUGAACCUGAACUAAAAUUGAUUACACUAACCAAGGAAGACGAGUUUUUGAUUAUCGGAAGUGAUGGAAUAUGGGAUGUAUUUUCCAGCCAAAACGCAGUAGCUUUUGCUCGGAGAAGACUUCGGGAACACAACGAUGUAAAAUUGUGCUGUAAAGAAGUGGUAGAAGAAGCAAUAAAACGGGGAGCAAUUGACAACUUGACAGUGGUGAUAAUAAGCUUUCACUUGGAGGCGCCGCAGCAAUUGGCUGUCGAGAGAGGAAGAGUUAGGCGGAGCAUUUCCGCUGAAGGACUUCAAAGUCUCAAAGGUCUCUUACAAGGAUAAUGCCGAAAAAUUGGGUUUCUUACUAUUUCUACCCUGUGUAGUAGAACUAGCGAAUAAUGGUAAAUAGCUACAUUGGCUGUUACUGGAAAAGAGUCUUCUGUGUACAUAAUUCAAUCCUGAGACAAGGACUGAUAUUCCUGCCUGUAUUAUACUUGCUGCUGUGCUCAGGCACAAGCUAUCUCUGAUCUUUAAUUCCUUAUCCUAUUGAUUAUCAAUGUAUUUUACUGUAAA
Mercurialis annua (annual mercury) is the source of this 1566-nucleotide messenger RNA. RefSeq names its product probable protein phosphatase 2C 27. Bases 214 to 1335 code for a protein of 373 amino acids. Gene Ontology annotation, molecular function: cation binding; protein serine/threonine phosphatase activity. NCBI's taxonomy places the organism in Eukaryota, Viridiplantae, Streptophyta, Magnoliopsida, Malpighiales, Euphorbiaceae. The transcript has 4 exons. Gene Ontology annotation, biological process: protein dephosphorylation. The record is from RefSeq and is a predicted model, not a curated record.